Molecule: messenger RNA, 4036 nt
Organism: Betta splendens (Siamese fighting fish)
Lineage: Eukaryota; Metazoa; Chordata; Actinopteri; Anabantiformes; Osphronemidae
Exons: 12
Coding region: 65-2989 (974 amino acids)
Source: RefSeq, a predicted model, not a curated record
AAGCUUCUCUGAGAAGAAGGAGCCGAUCAGGAAAGAGACAAAUAGUUCUGAAGUGAUCCUGAAGAUGUUUCAGAAGAUGCUCUUCGUUCCUGAAGAAGCAGAACUAAGAAGACUUUGUUCUUGUUGCGGUUUCCAAAGGAAGAAGCAGAUGUUAGUGGUGUUUGUGAUCCUGGUUUGCGUUUCCCAUCAUGCCUCAGCUGUGGACAUUCAUGAGGGGGACUGGUUCCUGCUGCCCUGUGAGUUUCCCACAUUCGACGUGGUCAACCCCACAGUGGUGUGGAGCCGACCCGAUCUCAGUCCUUCCACCGUCCACCAGCGUCAGCAGGACGGUGAUGAACUUAAAGACCAGAACCAGCUUUACAGAGGCCGAACAUCGAUGAGCACAGACGCCCUAAAGACUGGAGACCUGAGUCUGAACCUGACGGGACUGAAACUGUCUGACAACGGAACCUACACCUGCUCUGUUACAGGGUUCAGAUUUCUGGAGAAAGUCACCAACGUUCACCUGCAGGUCAAAGAACAAUUUCCAUCCUGGGUCAAAGCUCCCCUGGUUCUCCUGACUAUUAUUCUUGUUGUUGCUGUGGGUCUGUUAGUAUAUUUUCGUCAGUACUUCAUGGCAGUUAACCAGGUGGAGGUGGAGUCAGGGGAAGAAUCUGUCCUGCUGCCCUGCAAAACCACAGUCUGUCUGCCAGCAGACAUCAGGGUGGUGUGGACAGACAGAGAGAACAGAACGGUCCAUGUGUACCAGAACGGUUCUGAUCAGCAAGAAGAACAACACACUCUUUACAAUGGUCGAACAGAGAUGAAGAGAACCCUGCUGAGACCUGGAGACGUCAGCCUGAAGAACCCCACAUACAAAGACAGAGGAACCUUCACUUGCACCAUAUAUAGCAGUGAGGGAAAUGUCCUGUUGAAGAAACAGGUGCAUCUCUGGGUCAAAGUCCAACGAGUAAAGGUGGAUUCAGGGGAGGGGUCUGCCCUGCUGCCUUGUAAAGCCACAGUUCACCUGCCUGAAGACGUCAGAGUGGAGUCGAGGGACAGUAAGAUCAGGACGGUCCAUGUGCAUCAGAAUGGUUCUGAUAAGCCUGAGGAACAAGACAGUUUUUACAGAGGACGAACAGAAAUUAGGAGAAAUCUGCUGAGAACUGGACACUUCAGUCUGAGUCUGAAGAACCCAACAGAUGAAGACGCAGACAUCUUUACCUGCACCGUUUACAACAGCGAGGGAAACAUCCUGAUGAAGAAGCAGGUGCACCUCUGGGUCUCAGUCCAACAGGUCGUGGUGAAGUUAGGAGAGAAAUCUGUCCUGCUGCCUUGUGAAGCCUCAAUUCACCUGCCUGAAGAUGUUAGAGUGGCAUGGACAGACAGUAAAAAAAGAACGGUUCAUGUGUAUCAGAACGGUUCUGAUCAGCCUGAAGAACAAGACCAUAUUUACAAAGGACGAACAGAAAUGAAGAGGAACCUACUGAAACCUGGAGACGUCAGUCUAAAGAACCCAACAGAUGGAGACACAGACAUCUUCACAUGCACCAUCUACAACAGGGAGGGAAACAUCAUCAUGAAGAAACAGGUGGAUCUGAAGGUCAAAGUCCAACAGGUGGAGGUGAAGUUAGGGGAGGAGUCUGUGCUGCUGCCUUGUAAAACUACAGUUCAUCUGCCUGAAGAUGUGAGAGUGAAGUGGACAGACAGUAAGAACAGGGCGGUCCAUGUGUAUGAGAACGGUUCUGAUCAGCCUGAAGAACAACACAGUCAUUACAGAGGACGAACUGAGAUGAAGAGAAACCUGCUGAGAACUGGAGACGUCAGUGUGAGACUGAAGAACCCGACAGAUGGAGACAUGUUCACCUGCGCCAUCUACAACAAGGAGGGAAUUCACCUGAUGAAGAAGCAGGUGGAACUCUUGGUUUCAGUCCAACAGGUGGAGGUGGAGUCGGGGGAGGAGUCAGUGCUGCUGCCUUGUAAAACCACAGUUCACCUGCCUGAAGACGUCAGAGUGGAGUGGAGAGACAGUGACGAUGAUAUGGUCCAUGUGUAUCAAAACGGUGAUCAGCCUGAGGAACAACACAGUCAUUACAUUGGCCGAACAGAGAUGAAGAGAAACCUGCUGAGAACUGGAGACGUCAGUGUGAGACUGAAGAACCCGACAGACAAAGACACAUACACCUUCACCUGCACUGUCUACAGCAGUCAGAGAAGGAUACUGAUGAAGAAACAGGUGGAGCUGAAGGUCAAAGUUCACCAGGUGGAGGUGGAUUCAGGGGAGGAGUCUGCCCUGCUGCCUUGUAAAGCCACAGUUCACCUGCCUGAAGACGUCAGAGUGGAGUGGAGGGACAGUAAGAACAGGACGGUCCAUGUGCAUCAGAACGGUUCUGAUACACAUGAAGAACAACACAGUCUGUACAGGGGACGGACAGAGAUGAAGAGAACCCUUCUGAGGAUUGGAGACAUCAGUGUAAGACUGAAGAACCCAACAGAUGAGGACACAGGAACCUUCACCUGCACCGUCUACAACAGGGAGGGAAACAUCAUGAUAAAUAAACCUGUCAUCCUACAGGUCAAAGGUGCACAGGAGGUAGAAGAAAGAUGUGCAACAAUUGGAAGUAACACCACUCUUCUAUAUGUCUUCAAUAAUACAAUUGAAGACCCAGAUGAAAUAUGGGAAUUAACAAAAAACGGAGCAAAUAUUUGUGAAUGCUGGAAUAAGAAACCACUGCCUGGAAGGAGAGUUGAUAUUUCCUGCGAAAGCGUAGCAACAGGAAAUGUGUCGGUCAAGCUGCCUGUUGUCAACACAUCAGCCCAAGCAAAAUACUGUCUUUACCAGUUUAAAGGGAAUCAUAACAAAUGUCUAAGUUUAGUUGUGAAGAGUAACUGCACUGAAGCCGAUAAAACCCUGUCCACUAUUUCCACUGGUCUGACUAAUUCCACUGAUGAUAUUUCUGUUACUGUUGCUCUGUCAUCGCCGUUAUUAUCCCGUCUGUUUGUCUUGUAGCAGCUUUAGUUUGUUGGAGAUGUCAAAGUAAGUUGUAUCAAUUUCUGUAAAAUCCUUUCAUCUUCAAGUUUUCUGUUUAUCUAUAAGGACAGAAGGACAAACUGUGUUUCAUUAAUUUUACAAGUCAACUCUGUCCUACAGUAAGUUUACAUUAAUUCACAGCUAAACUACAGCAAGUUUAUGUAAUCAAGACUCACAUGUCCAACCUAAGUUAAAACACUGAUUAUUAUCUGGUUCUGGAGUCAGAAUGUUCUGUGAUUCAAACCUAACCACACAAAUUUAAGAUAGACAAAUGUCUUUGUUUGUCUCUUGUACAUGCAUGUAAUUAUCCAGGUCAAAGACAGAAGCAACGCAGCUGGCAAAAUGUACAUGAAGGUACAUGUAUCUGAGGUGAUGACACAUAAAUACGCAGACCUUCAUCAGUAGCCACUUCGUACCAGCCUAAAUCUAAAUUCUCUGGACAGAGGAAUCCUGAAGUUUGCUCAGCGCCGAAGCACAAACUGCUAAAAAUAAUUCCUUUUAUGUUUAGAUUGGAUUAAUGGUAUGGGGAAUAAUGAAUUUUAAAUGAUUGUGGUAUAGAGAAGAUCUUUUUUUUUUUUUUUAAUGCUCCAAUAAUGGCUCAUUCAUGUGAAAGUAUAUGUGUAGUAGGUAGAAGUGACUCUGAACAAGGAGGUCGAAGGAUGACGACUGGUCAGUGUGUGAAAGAAGCACUAACGCCGCCAAAGAAGUGCAGCACACUGAGAUUUAGCAAGGAAACGUUUUUGGAGGUGAACAGUGUGUUUUCUAAAUUUACCGGAUGAUGUAUUUUAAUGUUUUACUCUGUUAGAUUCAGAAUGUUGUUUAGAGAAGUAAUAAUACUGAAUGAAAUGAUUGGCUUACAGUAUUAAUGCUACCAGAACAUUGACAGUAUUUAUAUAUUAGUAUUUUAAUAAUUUUCUUUUUAAUUUUGGACUUAUACAUAUUUGUUGUAUUUAUACCCAGUGUAAAUAAUUAGUUAUAUAUUUUAUAAAACACGUCAGGUAAAUAAAGUUAAAAUAUAUCAUAAUA